Coccomyxa subellipsoidea C-169 is the source of this 3003-nucleotide messenger RNA. Its product is annotated as isoleucyl-tRNA synthetase. Gene Ontology annotation, molecular function: isoleucine-tRNA ligase activity; aminoacyl-tRNA deacylase activity; ATP binding. The coding region runs from base 1 to 3003 and encodes 1000 amino acids. Gene Ontology annotation, biological process: isoleucyl-tRNA aminoacylation. The record is from RefSeq and is a predicted model, not a curated record. The transcript is spliced from 18 exons. Gene Ontology annotation, cellular component: cytosol. Lineage: Eukaryota; Viridiplantae; Chlorophyta; Trebouxiophyceae; Coccomyxaceae.
AUGCAUGAGAAGUUGAUCUCAGGCUCCUCAUGGAUCUUUCAUUCCGCAGGCCCAUAUAAGGACACAGUGAACCUCCCUAUCACAAAGUUCAAUAUGCGAGCAAAUUCCACUCAGCGGGAGCCGGAGCUACAGAAGUUCUGGGAGAAGAAUGGCAUCUAUGAGCAGCUGCUCAAAAGCAAUCCAGGGGAAGUAUUCACCUUACACGAUGGGCCUCCCUAUGCAAAUGGGGACACACACUUGGGGCAUGCGCUGAACAAGAUCUUAAAAUCCAUCAUUGUCAACUACCAGCUUCUGGGAGGCAAGAAGGCCAGAUAUGUGCCUGGCUGGGACUGCCAUGGCCUGCCCAUUGAGCUCAAGGUGCUGCAGAGCAUGUCUGACGAGCAGCGGCGCGAGCUCGACCCCAUCAAGCUACGACGCAAAGCCCGAGACUUUGCCCUGAAGACCGUCAAAGCGCAGCGCGAGCAGUUCAAGCGGUACGGCAUAUGGGGCGACUGGGACGCCCCCUACCUGACGCUGGAGCCCAAGUACGAGGCGGCGCAGCUGCGCGUGUUCGGCAAGCUGGUGGCGGCAGGGCACAUCUACCGCGGCCGCAAGCCUGUGCACUGGUCUCCCUCCUCCGCCACCGCCCUGGCCGAGGCAGAACUGGAAUAUCCCGAGGGCCACACCUCCCGCAGUAUCUACGUCGCCAUGCCCCUCACCAGCCUAGGUGAUGCAAUGCCAGAGGACCUGAAAGAGAAGCUGUCGGGGGCUGCUGUGGCGAUCUGGACAACCACUGGCUGGACCAUUCCAGCAAACGAGGCUGUGGCCGUCAACGAACGCAUGAAUUAUGGCGCAGAGUCAUGGGCUCACAGGCGCCUGGUUGUGGCAGAGGAAUUGGUGGACAGCCUGGGGGCCAAGUUUGGCGUGCAGCUGCAGCGGCUGGGCAGUCUGACUGGCGGCCAGCUGGCGGGUUGCCAGUACAGGCACCCACUGUUUGAACGCACCAGCCCUGUACUCAUUGGCGGCGAUUACAUCACCACCGAGUCAGGCACUGGCCUCGUGCACACCGCCCCGGGUCAUGGCCAGGAAGAUUACCAGGUGGGCUUGAAAAACGGGCUGCCCAUUUCAUCUCCAGUCGACGAUGAUGGCGUCUUCACAGAGGAAGCAGGCCCCUUCAAGGGGCUGCCGGUUCUGAAGGAGGGCACAGCGGCGGUGAUUGAGGCGCUGCAGCAGAAGGGGUGCCUGCUGAAGGAGGAGCGCUACGCGCACAAGUACCCCUACGACUGGAGGACCAAGCUGCCCACCAUCUUCCGCGCCACAGACCAGUGGUUUGUGUCGGUGGAGGGGUUCCAGGCGGCGGCGAUGGACGCGGUGCGCUCUGUGCAGUGGAUCCCGGCGUCGGGCGAGAAGCGCAUCACGAGCAUGGUGGAGGGCCGCUCCGACUGGUGCAUCAGCCGCCAGCGCUCCUGGGGCGUUCCCAUCCCAGUCCUCUACUACACCGACUCCGGCGAGCCGCUGAUGACGGAGGAGACGAUUGAGCAUAUGGCGGCGGUGGUGGAGGCGAAGGGCACGGACGCCUUCUGGCAGCUUCCCAUAGAGGACCUGCUGCCGGAGCGGCUGCGCACGGAGGCGCCCAAGCUGAGGAAGCAGCUGGAAACCAUGGACGUGUGGUUUGACAGCGGCACCAGCUGGGCCGGCUGCGUGGAGAGCACCCCCGGGCUGGCCUUCCCUGCAGACCUCUACCUGGAGGGGAGUGACCAGCACCGUGGCUGGUUCCAGAGCUCUCUUCUGACCGCAGCAGCCGCGCGCGGCUCAGCGCCGUACAAGGCUGUGCUGACGCACGGGUUCACCCUCGAUGAAAAGGGGUACAAGAUGAGCAAGUCGCUGGGGAAUGUGGUGGACCCGCGAUCCAUCAUUGAGGGCGGCAAGGACAAGAACAAGGAGCCGGCUCUGGGAGCGGAUGUGCUGCGCCUCUGGGUGGCCUCCGUCGAUUACACCGGGGACAUGGUGAUGGGCCCAUCAGUCAUGAGCCAGGUAGCGGAUGUGUACCGUAAGCUGCGCUUCACGCUGCGAUUCAUAUUAGGGAACCUGCACGACUUUGCGCCGGCGUCAGACGCCGUUCCCUACGAUGCCCUCCCUGCCACCGACCGCUUCAUCCUGUCCAGCUUUGCCACGCUGCUCUCCGGCCUGUCCGCCUCCUACGAGACCUACCAGUUCUUCAGGGUGUACCAGGCGGUGCAGCGGUUUGUGGUGGCGGACCUGUCCAACUGGUACCUGGAUGUGAUCAAGGACCGCCUGUACGUGUCCGCCGACGACUCCUUCGACCGCCGCGCGGCCCAGACCGUGCUGCACUCCCUCCUGCAGGGGCUGCUGCCAGCGCUGGCGCCGAUUGUGCCGCAUCUUGCGGAGGACGCAUGGCAGGCGCUACCCUGGGAAGCCCCCAGUGUGUCGGUGUUCCAGGCCGGCUGGCUCGCCCCCCCGCAGCAGUGGGCCGCCAUCCCGGCCGACCAGCAGCGCGCCUUCAAGGCCCUGCUGCAGAUCAGGGAGGAGGUCAACAUGGUGCUGGAGAGGGCGCGGCAGGACGGCUUCCUGGGCGCCAGCCUGGAGGCCAAGGUGCUGCUGCAUGUGGCCGACGCUGACCUGGCCGCCAGCCUGCGCUCCCUGCAAGGGGCGGGCAAUGCAGCAGAUCCACUGCGCUACGCAUUCAUUGUGAGCCAGGCUGAGUUGGCAGAGGACGAGGGCCAGGUGGCAUCCACCAGCUACAGCAAGGCCACUGUUCUGGAGGGAGUCGGCAGCAUUGCCGUGGGCGUCAGCCGCGCCGACGGCCAGAAAUGCUCCAGGCAAGCCCCUGCCCCCGGACACAGUUCCCUCAUGCACAAGUGCUGGAAUUACAGCACGCAGGUUGGGUGCGACCAUGAUCACUCCCAGUUGUGUGAGCGCUGUGCCCCGGUCAUCCGUGGGAUGGGCUUCGAACUGCCUGCAGCGGUUGUUCCUGCGCCGGAGGCGGCCGCUGUACCUCUUUAG